ACUUCUUGGCUGGCUGCUCCGAGAUCCAUUCAGAAAUCGGUGAAAAGAACUGCAAUAACACUAUUGGGAUAAAGUGCAAAGCGUGAUUUCCAUCAGCCAUGGAAACUAAUCAGGACUCUUCUCUGUUCCUUGUGAAUAUCUUGGAGGAACUGGAUACCAAGCAGAACAUGGUUUCCUAUCAGGAUCUCUGCAAAUCGCUAUGCGCCAGGUUUGAUUUGUCCCAGCUGGCCAAGCUGAGGAGUGUGCUUUUCUACACUGCUUGCUUGGACCCGAAUUUCCCUGCCACCUUGUUCAAAGACAAAAUGAGGUGCACCGUAAACAACCAGCAGUCGAAGAAGAUCAUGGUUGCGGCAGAUAUUGUGACGAUAUUCAACCUCAUACAGAUGAACGGGGGGUUGGCCAAGGAGAAGCUUCCCAUUGCGCGAGAAAAAGUGAGGAAGAAAGAGUCUCUGGAGUCCUGCCGAUCUGACACAGAAGUGUGUAACGUGGUGGAUUGUGUGCUCAACUGUGAACCGAGGGAUGGAGAAUAUAGCAGGGGGUAUUCGAGCAGAAGGUCUUCCAAAUGCAGGAAGGGUGACUGCAAAGACUGCCCACAGUUCAUGCCUGCCUCAGAGCCAAACUUUUUGCUUGGGGUCAAUAAGGAAAUGAAAGGCCGAGCGGCUUCUCUGGAUCGGUUGCAGGCCCUGGCACCGUAUUCCAUUGCCAGUUCUCCCCCCUGUGAAAUGCAGAGUACAUAUUUCCCCAUGAACAUAGAAACAGAGUCUAUAUCAGACCAGGACUCCUUGCCUAUCAGUGCAAGCAUCAAGGAGACGUUCAUUUCAAACGACGAGCCCUUUGUGAUGCAGUCCUGUGUGCAGAAACGGAACAUCUUCAAGGAGGACUUCCACAAUCUCUUAACUAUAUCGCCCAACUUGAUAUCGCCCACUAGGAAAGCAGAAGAUGAGCUUAUAGAACCUCCAGGCAGGAAAGAGUCCUCUAAGCAGGCAUUCUUCAAUCACAGUUUUGAAAUGCCAUACAGCAGUCAGUACUUGAAUCCCAUUUAUUCCCCUGUGCCAGACAAAAGACGAGCCAAGCACGAAAGCUUAGACGAUCUCCAAGCCUCCACUUAUUUCGGCCCAACAACUGUUCUCGGAUCACAAGAUACAAAACGAUGGUUGGGAAAGCCAAGCAAACAAACUCCGUGGCCGGUCAAGAGCUGGAGUUUGAAUACGGAAGAAGUCCCUGAUUUUGAAAGAUCCUUUUUUAACAGGAAACAGUCAGAAGAGAAUCCUCGAUAUCAGGGUUCAAAUAGCCAGCCUCCCAAUUUCCCGGCCACUGAGAGGCAUCAGCCUUAUCUCAACCCAAAGGAUCAGCAGCCAAUGAUGCAGUCCAGCUAUGCUGUAAAACCAAAUGGACAUAAACCCAAAGACAUCCCCUCCAUUUUAGAAGUGAAGAAGCAUGAGCCCAUCAAAAAGUUUAAAGACAAAAGUAUUAACUGCACCUCUGUUCAUCUUCUAAACAUUGACAAAACCAACAGUGUCGGGACACAGACGGACCAACAGGGGUUGGAACACAAAAAGUGCAAAGAGAUGGUCCACCCCAAUCAAAAUAAGUAUGGCGAGCGGCAUUCUCUUAAGCAAUCAGAUGACGACUCUGAAAUUGUAAGUGAUGACAUCAGCGAUAUCUUCAGGUUUCUGGAUGAUAUGAGCAUCUGUGGGUCUACUGGAGUGAUGCAAUCAUCUUGUUACAACAGCACUGGUUCCCUUUCUCAGAUACACAAAUCUGACUGCGAAAGUUCCCCUGAACACCACUUAGCUAAGAUUUCCAAUGGGAAUGCCAGCAACAAGCUGGACAGAGUGUCCCGGCUGGCGAUCAGCAGCACAGAUGACGAACUGAAAACCAGUGUCUGCAAACUUGUUCUAAGGAUUGGGGAAAUUGAAAAGAAACUGGAGUCUCUCUCGAAUGUCAGGGAUGAAAUAUCCCAGGUCCUGGGGAAGCUGAACAAGUUGAAUCAAAAGAUCCGGCAGCCAGAGGAAGUGAGCGUUCAGCUAGAUCUCAAUUCCCUGACGAGUGAAGUUCAGUCAGAAGAAAGCACAUCGCCUAGGAUCUUUUCAUGCCAUAAUUCUUCCCACGGUGGCAAAUUAGAGAAUAAUCCAGACUGGUGUUGUUCUGAUGCCAGUGGCAGUAACAGCGAGAGCCUUCGAAUCAAAGCCUUAAAAAAAAGUUUGUUUACCAGGAGGUCCUCAAGGUCAUUGACAGAGGAAAACAGUGCCACAGAAUCCAAGAUAGCAAGUAUUUCCAACUCCCCUAGAGACUGGCGAGCUAUCACAUAUACAAAUCAAGCGGGCAUUACUGAGGAAGAGAUGAAAGACCGAGGCGAAGGUGAAAACAAAGAGUGGCACAGGAAAUCCAAAGAGGCAGACAGGCAAUAUGAAAUCCCGCAGGUACACCGGCAUUCCAAGCAACCCAAAGACGCUUUCUUGAUUGAGCAAGUCUUUAGCCCCCAUCCUUACCCUGCUUCACUCAAGUCGCACAUGAAGACCAACCCCCUCUACACGGACAUGCGACUGACGGAACUGGCGGAAGUGAAACGGGUGCAGCCAUCGUGGACCAUCGAGGAAUACACAAGGAACUCGGGCGAGAAAGGGAAGCUGGCGUCUUUGGAUCUACAAACUCAAGAAUCUUUAAAUCCCAACAAUUUAGAAUACUGGAUGGAGGACAUAUAUACACCAGGCUAUGAUUCGUUAUUAAAGCGCAAGGAAGCUGAAUUCAGAAGAGCAAAAGUUUGCAAAAUAGCGGCAUUGAUUGCAGCCGCUGCCUGCACAGUUAUCCUUGUCAUUGUUGUUCCCAUAUGCACUAUGAAAUCAUGAAUUUAACGACGGAUGAAAAAAUCCAUCAUAUAACAUUUGCUCCAGAUAUCCCAUUCAGUCUUUUAAGUAAUCACCUUAUGGCAAGUACUGUAACCAUUAGAUGGGAGAGAUGUUCCGAGAGAUUGCAGCAAAUGAGCGUGUAAAGACG
This is a messenger RNA of Rhineura floridana, 2997 nucleotides long. RefSeq names its product membrane integral NOTCH2 associated receptor 1 (gene MINAR1). Gene Ontology annotation, biological process: negative regulation of cell population proliferation; negative regulation of TOR signaling. Gene Ontology annotation, cellular component: plasma membrane. The record is from RefSeq and is a predicted model, not a curated record. NCBI's taxonomy places the organism in Eukaryota, Metazoa, Chordata, Lepidosauria, Squamata, Rhineuridae. The transcript is spliced from 4 exons. The coding region runs from base 99 to 2849 and encodes 916 amino acids.